Messenger RNA from Camelina sativa (false flax), 2475 nucleotides. The record is from RefSeq and is a predicted model, not a curated record. Lineage: Eukaryota; Viridiplantae; Streptophyta; Magnoliopsida; Brassicales; Brassicaceae.
AUGGUUGUGUCUUUUGUGUAUGCUGUUAACUGCAGGAGUGGGAGACAGUUACUGUGGGAGGAUCUUUGUGCUCUAUCUAGAGAUUCUGCUGUGUGUGCUCGGCCCUGGGUUGUAAUGGGAGAUUUCAAUCAAACCUUGAACCCUGCUGAACACUCUUCUGGGGGCACCCGUAUCAAGAAAGGAAUGGAGGAAUUCCAUGACUGCCUAUCUUAUGCCAAUCUCCAAGACCUUACCAUUAGGGGGAACCAAUUUACUUGGUGGAAUAAUCAGGAGCUGAACCCGAUUGCUAAAAAUCUGGAUAGGGUCCUGAUCAAUGAUGAAUGGAUGAUCAAGCAAGAGGCAGCAUGGUCGUCGACACUUUAUGAUUUCCCAUUUCCUCUCCAUGAUGAUGAGUUCCUCCCGCGCCUUCUCAAUUAUUGGCAUACGGCGGACUCUUAUGGCACUGCUCAGUUCAACCUGGUCACAAGGCUCAAAGAACUUAAGGGGAUUAUUCGAGAUCUUAAUAAAGAAAAGUUUUUGGGGUUGGAGAACCAUACAAGAGACGCUCAGGAAUCACUGCAUCAAUGUCAAGACUUGUUAUUGAGCGAUCCCUCAAGGUCUGCAGUAGCUCAGGAGAAACAGGCUCAUAAGCAAUGGAUGACACUUACCAUAGCAGAAGAGAAGAUCAUGGUGACCCGUAGAGCGCAGAACCAAAUUCAUUAUCUGAUUAACGAGCAAGGUCAGAGGUUAACUAGUCUUGAGGAGGUGAAAUCACAUUGUGUGUCCUACUAUCAGGACCUGAUUGGAAGCCAACCUAUCCUACUUACUAAUACUGAGAUUGAGCGAAUCAGGGAACUUAUCCCUUUUAGACUGGGGGAAGACUCUCAAGAGGCUUUAGUUGCGGAGAUCACUGAUGCAGAAAUAAAGAAGGAAUUCUUCUCUAUGCCAACGAACAAAACCCCUGGUCCAGAUGGAUACACCGGCGAGUUCUUCAGGGCAUCUUGGGACAUUAUAUCGGAAAUGAUCUUAUUGUUGCAGUCAAGGAAUUCUUUCGGACUGGUCAUUUCUAAAAUUAUAGCACAACGCAUGGAGGAUAUCCUUCCACUAAUGAUCUCCAACUCCCAGUCUGCCUUUGUCAAAGGUCGACUUCUAGUGGAGAAUGUCUUACUCGCCUCAGAAAUGGUGCAAGAUUUUGGCAGGAAAAAUGUCACGCCAAGGGCUCUGCUAAAGGUGGACCUGAGGAAGGCUUUUGAAUGUGUGAAGCAGUGUGUCACAACCACAUCCUCCUCUAUGAACAUCAAUGGGGAGCUAUGCGGAUACUUCAAAGGAGGUAGAGGGCUUAGACAAGGAGAUCCCCUCUCCCCCACCCUCUUUGUAAUCGCCAUGGAAGCUCUCUCCAACCUUCUCAGCCUCCGAUUUGACUCUGGUCGAAUAGGUUAUCAUCCCUUGGGAAGAAAUCCAAUCAUCUCGCACCUUGCUUUCGCGGAUGAUCUAAUGAUAUUCUUUGAUGGGAGAAACUCCUCUCUGCAAGAGAUUUCAUCCCUCUUAGAUGAUUUCAAGGAUCUUUCAGGGCUGAGUAUGAAUAGUGACAAGUCCACCCUGUUCGCUGCAGGUAUUUCUGAGCAGGCUCUCGAACAGCUGUCCCACCAAGGUUUCAGUAUUGGUACCUUCCCUGUUCGCUACCUAGCACUUCCUCUUCUCCACCGCAACCCCAGGAAAGCAGACUAUUCUCCUCUUCUGGAUAACAUAAAGACGAGGUUCUCCUCCUGGUCCACAAAAGUUUUCUCUUUCGCGGGUCAUCUCCAGCUCAUUUCAUUUGUGAUCUAUAGUUCUGUUAACUUCUGGUCCUUUGCUUUCGCCUCCCCAAAGGGCGCCUCCGCCUCAUUGAAUCCAUGUGCAAUGCCUUCCUCUGGUCAAGGAGUCUGGAAAAGCGUGCAAAUACAAAGGUUUCAUGGAAAGAUAUCUGUCUUCCCAAAAAAGAAGAAUGGUGGCUCCCUUUGGGUAGCCUGGAUGAGAGAGCAUAUGCUCAAGAAUCAAAGCUAUUGGUCCGCUGAAGUAAGUUUUGGGUCCUUGUGGAUGUGGAAAUUCCUAGUUGCCUUGAAACCUUUGGUAAAGCCACUUAUAGAGUGCACUAUUGGAGAUGGUAAAACGGCUAGCUAUUGGUAUGACAAUUGGAGUCAGUUGGGGCCUCUGAUUGAUGUUAUAGGUCAUGAUGGUCUGAUUGAUGUUAUAGGUCAUGAUGGUCCGAGACUCAUGGGCAUUCCCAGGGAUGCAACUGUCGUUCAAGGAACUGGUCCUCAAGGAUGGAGACUUCCAUCUCACAGGACUAGAAAUCCCCUUCUCCAAUCGCUUCGCAUAUCUCUCCUCCAACUUAAUCCUCCGGUGGAAUCUGCAGGAUCUGACUCUUACUCCUGGGGACAGGAAGGUGAAAGAAAAGACUUUUUUAGCACCAAAAUUACCUGGAAUUUGUUGCGACCUGCAUCAGGGAUCAAAUAG